CAAUAAGUGCUUCUUUCUAGUAAAAAAUGUUGCUGUAAUUUAAAAAUAAAAGAAAGCAAUUUUACCAUAAAAACUGGUCGCUGGAUCACAAUGGGAAAUGCAGAUUCCGUUCUCUCACCAGAGAAGAUUGCAGAGCUUGAGAAAUCCACACAUUAUAACGCCAAGGAGAUCAAGCGCAUCGUAUCGCACUACGCACAGCUUGACCAGUCCACAAAUGGUGAGGAUGGGAUUCCACUGGAGAAACUUUCUGAGAUUCCAGAACUUUGCGGCUGCGCGUUCUACGAGAGGAUCGCAUACGCUUACAUAGAUCGGCCAACGAUGAGGCUCAAGGCGGAAGCAUUUCUCAAGAUGUUUUCUCUCCUCAGCUCUGGAGCGUCGGUGGAGGAGAAAAGCAAGGCUCUCUUUGACUCCCUAGACUGCAGUCAUGAUGGUACCCUGGGCUUUGAUGAGCUGUUCCGAUUUUACAAAUCUGUCCUGAGCCCGACGUUUGAUGACGAUUACAUCAUCGAUCUAGUCGUCCGCAUUCUUCAACGAUCAGAACUCCAGGAGCAGCACAGGGUAUCAUAUCAAGAUUUCCAGAAGCUGAUUUCAUCGGAAGAGAUAAAAGAGAAGAUGACUGUUGACCUGCAACUUGAUGUCUGAUGAAUUAUGCAUGUCAGGAGGAGGACCAUCUGAUAAAUCAUGCAAGUCGGACGGACCAUCUGAUGAAUUAUGCAUACAAAAGGACCGUCUGAUGAACUAUGCAUGAAAAAAAGAUCAUUUGAUGAAUUAUGCAUGUCAUCUUUUAAAUUUUUCAAGUCCAAAAAAUUAAAGGGACCAUCUGAUGAAUUAUGCAUGAUUGUCAGAUGAGUUAUAUGCAUAAAAGAAGGACCAUGAAUUAUGCAUAUCAGAAAUCUGAUGACUUCUGAGGGAGUCAUUCCAUCUGAGUGUUUAUUCAGACAUCAUAUUUUUAUCAUGUUAAUUAUUGACACUAUUACAACUGAUAGAUUAUUCAUGAUUAAACUUUGGAAACUUUGGUUUAUUGUAGAGUGACAUUAGAUGAAUGAUUCAUAAAGACAUGAAUUAUUCAUGAUUCGAUGGGCCUUCCUCAAACCUCGGCUUGGGCUCCAGGCUCCAGGCUCCAUCUGCUGAUGUUUUGAACCACCAUGCCGCGUGCAAUCAGUGCUCCAACAAUGCAGGUUAAAGGCCAAGCUGUGUUUCCAAUGCGUAUGCAGCAUGCAGAGUCUAAGCCUAAGCCAAAGCCGAGGUUUCAGAAAGCCCCAGGAUUCAAGGGAACUUUUGUACAUACAUAUGUACAUGUACAUUGUAGAAUGGUGAAUUAUUCAUGAAUGACUAAAUGAUUAAAUUUUUAAAACUUG
Asterias rubens (European starfish) is the source of this 1358-nucleotide messenger RNA. RefSeq names its product calcium and integrin-binding family member 3-like. Gene Ontology annotation, molecular function: calcium-dependent protein serine/threonine phosphatase regulator activity; calcium ion binding. Lineage: Eukaryota; Metazoa; Echinodermata; Asteroidea; Forcipulatida; Asteriidae. The record is from RefSeq and is a predicted model, not a curated record. Bases 91 to 642 code for a protein of 183 amino acids. The transcript has 5 exons.